Messenger RNA from Hordeum vulgare subsp. vulgare (domesticated barley), 1660 nucleotides. RefSeq names its product DNA mismatch repair protein Msh6-like. The transcript has 8 exons. Bases 133 to 1380 code for a protein of 415 amino acids. The record is from RefSeq and is a predicted model, not a curated record. NCBI's taxonomy places the organism in Eukaryota, Viridiplantae, Streptophyta, Magnoliopsida, Poales, Poaceae.
UCAGCUCGCCUCUCCAUUCACACUCUGAACCCGGACCUCCUCCUCCUCCUCACUGCGCAGCCUGCUCCACCACCUCGGCCACUCCGGCCGGCGACCGCGCGGCGUCCUGCGGCGAGGUCUGAAUUGAUCAUUAUGGUGAAGAAAAGUGCAGAGAAAAGUUAUGGUGGUAUGGCUGCAUGCACAUCAAGUGCUGAACUCUCAGAAAAUAACCCAAGGCAGAAUUUCCGUUUAGGAGAUAUCACAUGGGUUAAGCAUGAUGGCUCCUCAUGGUGGCCAGCCCAGGUCAUUGAUGAAGCAUCUGCCAGUAGCAAGGCCAAGAAGAAGACCAGCCAUGAUGCUCUGGUUCGACUGUAUGGCACAUGCCUAGACUUGUAUAUUGACCCUUGGAAGUCUAACAUGGAAUUUGAAAUGUAUCUGAAGGAAGAAAAUAAGACAGCUAUGGAAGCAUUCCAUGAGGUGCUUCAGGAGGAGCUAUCUCAUUUUGAGUCGCCCAGUGAUGAUGAUGAGGAACCUGUCAACACAAAAGCCAAGACGUCUGCUAAGAAGGCCAGAAAGAAAGAAGGCUUAGAGCAGGACCAAGAAGUUCGGAGCAAUGCAAAAGGUGGGGGUGCUGUUCAGAAAGGAAAAAAACAGAAAGGUGGGAGACAAGCAAGUGAUCUCGACAAAGCUUUGAGUAUGGAUUCUGCUCAAGGUUUAAGAGAUAAGACACCCAAGCAAGCUUCUGUUGUGCGAGAUAAAAAGAGUGGUAAGAAGGCAUCAUCAGGAACAUUGGUGGCCAGAAAGGAAGGAUCCUCAAGGCAAUCGGGCCGUGCCAGUGUGAAGCAAUAUUCAGAUGCGGCCGAGGACAGCACAUCACAACUCCAGGAUACAAGCGCAAGUGAAAAUUCAGCUGAAGCAGGAGCGAUGACAUCAGUGAAUAGGAUUCAGCACAAAACUGGUUCGACGGUCGAGGGAACUCACCGGAAGAUAAAAGCUAUGGUCAGGGAUAUACUGCUGGGGGACGUCAUAGACAGGCAGGUUGCUGCUGAAAUGGCGUUUGUGGAUGAAGUGAUCUUUGGAAUCUGUCAAGCCAGCGAGGAAAAGGCGACUCAGGGUGGUGCUGCUGCUAAUACUGUGACAGAGGGUGGAGUAAGCACCAAGCGGGCUGCUGGCGCGCUGGAGUCUGACUCAAGCCGUGCUGCAAAGAAGAAACCUAGAAAGGGGAAGGCGGCGAAGCCGGAGGCCAAGGAUCCCAACUCCUCUCCUAGCAGGGGCGCGGCGGCCAAGGAGGGAUCGGAACAGCGUAGCGCGCGGCAGAUCAAGAUCAUGCAGAGCCUGGGCCUGAUCGCUCCGCUGGGAUCUCCGUUCGACGGGAAGGGUUCUGCUGCAGCCGCCCGUUGAUGAUUCCAUGAUUCUGGCUAGGGCAGACUACUACUACAUUUUGUAAGCACACCAUUGGUUCUGAAUGGAAACCCGUAGUUAUGGCGCCUAUCAGAUCUACCUACUAGUUUACUUGUGCUAAUUUCUGUUCUUGUUUACGGAAGAUUUGGCCGGACAUAGAUAGCUGCUGCGUAAGUAAGCGCACAGUUGUUAGUCUGUCUGUAUCAGCGCAAAGACGAGCCGCAGUCGCUCAGCGCUGUACCAAAUUGGUUAUUGACAUAUUAAGUUGCGACUUAGAUUA